GCUGGAGAGGCCUGCCGGAUCCGCUCCGGAUCCGCUCCGGCGUGUUUCCAACCCCUUUUCCUCCAUCAGCCAUCGAAUGCGUAAGCAAAUCAUCUUUCCAAAUCCUCCUGCUACAUCUUUCUUUCUAUUUCUUACUAUUUUAUCGUUUUAAACCAACACACCCUUCUCACACAUUUUUUGUUUCUUCAAUAGCCUCUGUUGUCUUUGCUCAGCUUUUAUCUUAAAAUGACCACCUACGAAAAAAUCGUCAAGGGAGCAACAAAAAUCAAAAUUGCUGCUCCGAAACCAAAGUACAUCGAGCCAAUUUUACUAUCAACUUCUAAUAAUGAGGAUUUCAGAACUGUUUUAAGGAUUUUAUCUAUCAGAUUGCAGGAUUCUUCCUGGCCAAUCGUCUUUAAAAGCUUGAUUGUAUUACAUAUAAUGAUUCGAGAAGGUGAAUUAAAUAAAACUUUAAACUUCUUGAGCAAAAAUAUCAAAAUAUUUAAAGUUUAUCAAAUUAAUGAGUAUAACAAUCAAUAUAUCACUGGUAAUAAUGAUUAUAAUGUUAAAAAUUUGAGAAAAUAUUCAAACUAUUUAAUAACAAGGUCAAAACAAUUCCAGCUAACAAGAAUAGAUUAUGUUCGGGAUGAGCGACUAAAUAACAACACUUUACAUAAUAAUCCCAAUGUAGGUGGUAGGUUAAGAAAUUUAUCAAUUGAAAAGGGCAUAUUAAGUGAAGUUGAAAGCGUUGAAAAACAAAUUGAUUCUUUAUUAAAGUGCACUUUCAAAGAGUUUGAAAUAUCUUCAAAUGAAAUAUUAUUGACUUCUUUCAAAUUAUUAGUCAACGACUUAUUAUCUUUAUAUCAAUCAUUAAACGAAGGGGUUAUCAAUCUAUUGGAACAUUAUUUUGAAAUGAAUUUUAAUAAUGCUAAAAGAGCUUUGAAAAUUUACAAAAUUUUUGUAAAUCAAACAAAUGAUGUAGUGUCUUAUUUAAGAAUUGCUAAACAUCUAGAAAACCUAACUAAACUACACGUACCUACUAUUAGACAUGCACCAACUGCACUAGCAAAUUCCCUAGAAGACUAUUUAAAUGAUAAAGAUUUUGAAAUUAAUAGAAGACAAUACUUGUUGGAAAAGGAAAAUAAGCAAAGAGAUAAAAACAAAAAUAAUGAUAAUUACAAUAAUCAAACUAAUUCUAAAAAAAAUGAAAAAACAUGGAUAAAAAAAGACUCUUCAAAAUUAAAUUCAAAUUCCGUCUCUAAAGAUGUUAACGUUAAUGAUAAAAUUAAAUCUACCAAUGAGAAUGAUACCAAUGAAUUAAUAGUUCAACAAACAGGUUAUAAUCCUUGGGCUUUAGCUUUGCAAGGUCAAAAUCAUAACUUAAAUCAAAACCUGCAGAUAUUGGUUCCCGUUCAAUUUCCAAUACAACAAUUUCAACAAUUACCUAUUUUGCCAAUUCAAACUGGUAAUCCUUUUAUAAAUUCAACUCCACUUCCAGGGAUAAACCCAUCUCAAAGCUUAAACCAAAUUUCUCAAGCCCCUUUUUCAAAUCCAGCGUCAUUACAAAUGCAACAAAUGCAACAAAUGCAAAACUCAAUAAACAAUCAAUUUGCUAAUCAACAGUCUUUAUCAAAUUUAACUGGCAGUGUUUUGACAGCAAAAAGUAGCGAACUGAAUUUGGAUAAAACUAUUAAUCAAGAUGGUUUACCCAAGCAUAAAACCGGGAAUCCUUUCUCAUUAGACAGCAUUGAAAAUAGCAAUCUGCAACCUACUAAUAACACUGUAAAACGAUCAAAAACUAAUCCCUUUGCUUCUUUUAGCAAUAGUAGUGAUAGUGACAAAUAUAAACCAAUUGAAAAUAAUAGCAACAAAGUUUUGAUUUCUCAAAUCACAGGAACUAAUCCAUUCAGUUCUUUUAACGGCGAGAAACCUAAUAAUGAUUUAAAUUCUAAUAAUGGUAUUUCAAGCUUAAGUGGUAUCUCAACUCCUUUUGAUGAUAUUAACACUGGGGCCCAAUCUAGUACCAAUUUUUUCAAUAAUAAUAUUAAGCUAACUCCACAGUUUACAUUUGGGGGAUUGGAGAAUUUAAAUACAGUACCUGUUUUUGAUCAAACUAGACAGCAAGCACAAAUUGAUUAUAUUAAAACUCAGAGGACAGGAAAUAUGAUUCAGUAUAUGCAACAGCAGCAACAACAACAACAGCAAACACAAAUACAAAUACAACCACAAGUUGCAAGUAUUGGUAAUACAAUGCUGAAUAACAAUCUCAUGAGUUUCCAACCCCUUGAAAUGCAGCAACAACCCUUGCACUCGCAACAAUUUCAACAAACAGCUGUGUAUAAUAACAAUGUCCCCAGUUUGAUAUAACAUUAGUAAUAUUCUCUUUUUUUUCUCUUUUGUCUUGCUGCUUUUUUCUCUAUAAUUAUUUUUUAAAAUUUUUUUAUUUCUUUAAAAUAAACAACUGUUUUCUAGUCUUUUGAAUUUUUUGUAUACUAUCUAUAUAUCAUUUAUCUUGUUUUAAACAUUCCUUUUUGACUUUAUGUACUUCGAGUUUUAUAU
Messenger RNA from Ascoidea rubescens DSM 1968, 2538 nucleotides. Its product is annotated as ANTH-domain-containing protein. Gene Ontology annotation, cellular component: clathrin-coated pit; clathrin-coated vesicle. Gene Ontology annotation, biological process: vesicle budding from membrane; clathrin coat assembly; clathrin-dependent endocytosis. Gene Ontology annotation, molecular function: 1-phosphatidylinositol binding; phosphatidylinositol-4,5-bisphosphate binding; clathrin heavy chain binding. Lineage: Eukaryota; Fungi; Ascomycota; Saccharomycetes; Ascoideales; Ascoideaceae. The record is from RefSeq and is a predicted model, not a curated record. The coding region runs from base 226 to 2346 and encodes 706 amino acids. The transcript has a single exon.